AUGGCUGGAAUGAAUAUGGUUCAAGGUCAAAUGAUUGAGUUAACCAAUCACAUGAAUAGAACCGAUGUUAAACAUAUGGAACAAGCUUAUUCCUUCCCAACACAAAUUCAAGCCAUUGAAAAUGUUGAAGCUGCUACUAAUAAAGAGAAAAACCUUAUUUUCCUUAACGUUGAUAAUGUUAAAAGGGAGGAAGGAAUUUUAAGAGGCGGUGGAAGUAGUAGAGGAGGUGUUUCGACAGGCACCAGAUCUAAAAGAAACCCCGAUGAUAAAGGAGGUUGCAGACCAACCAAAAGAGGUGGAGGUCACAGCGGUGACCGUGGUGGUGGAAGUGGUGGAAGCGGUGGUCGAGGUGGUCGUGGUGGCCGUGCUCUCCCUCCAUUUCAAAACCUCCUGACUGGUGAAGGGUUUGCUUACCCAAGCGUGAAAAGGGAAGAACAAUAA
Messenger RNA from Impatiens glandulifera, 441 nucleotides. Its product is annotated as forkhead box protein D1-like. NCBI's taxonomy places the organism in Eukaryota, Viridiplantae, Streptophyta, Magnoliopsida, Ericales, Balsaminaceae. The coding region runs from base 1 to 441 and encodes 146 amino acids. The record is from RefSeq and is a predicted model, not a curated record. The transcript has a single exon.